UUUCAACCUCGUAGAUCUGAGUUAAUAAAAGAAAAUUAGUUUCGAAUCUUGUGAAUUCGUGAUUGAAAGUGUUUUAGUUUGAAGGAGGUUAAAAAAUGGAUCGAAAAUAUCAGAAAGUGGAAAUGGGGGUGGGCGCGUUUCAUCAUCCACCAAGAGCGAGAUAUAGCGAGGAAACAAAAAAUUUAAUGAAGCUUUUGAUGCAAGAAUCCAAACUAAGUAUGAUGAAAAGAAAAUCUAUUCAAGAAGCGAUCAAUAAAGGUGAAUCUUUACCACCUGUUAUGGAAAAAUCAAAAAUGGAAACAAAUAAACAUAAUCUACAAUAUCAGGUUUUGAUGCCGACUGUAUGGAAGAAACGAUCAAAAGAUAUGAUUGUUAAAAGUGGCGCAUAUGAGAGAGAACAAUAUAGAAGAUUAUCUCCUUUGCGUAAUAAAGAGAAGCAAAAGCGUCAUUUAGCAAGUAUGAUGGCUUAUGGAAAAGAUAUAGAAACUCCUCGUGAAUCAAAAAUUCUUCAUAAAACAAAACGAGACUCACUUAUUUCUGAUAAUGAUCCCAUUGAUGAUUUGGUACGUGGAAUUCAAGAAAGAAUGGAAUUUUUAAAUGACAUGGAAUGUCUUGGAAUGGGCAAAAAGUAUCGUCCUAUAAUACAACAAGAAGUAGCGCAUAAAUUACGAUUGAUUGAAUCAAUAGAUAAGCAAAAAUGCAAGGAAAUCCGAAAAGAAAUGAAAGAAUUUGAAAAACCAUUGCCAAAACCAUUUCCUUUGGGACAGCUUGAUGAGAAUUAAUAAUUUUUAUAAUUAUAAUUUUCAAUUUUUUAUAUACAAUUCUCUAAUUUAUAUUUUUUACAAAGUUUAUAAUAUUUUACAGUAUUAUAUAAUAUUU
Apis dorsata (giant honeybee) is the source of this 879-nucleotide messenger RNA. RefSeq names its product UPF0193 protein EVG1. The coding region runs from base 96 to 782 and encodes 228 amino acids. The transcript has 6 exons. The record is from RefSeq and is a predicted model, not a curated record. NCBI's taxonomy places the organism in Eukaryota, Metazoa, Arthropoda, Insecta, Hymenoptera, Apidae.